CGCCCUCCCUCCCGCCCUCCGCCCUAUUUGUUUCCCCGCGGUCUCCCCUCGUGGCGCAGUCCUCACUGGCAGCGAGACGACAGCCUCCUCAUCCUCCUGCUGCUGCCACUUGCACCAGCCUACAACAGCAGCAACAACAACAACACCAGCAGCAUCUUCCCGUCGGUGUGGCCGACUCCGAGUCGUGUACGAGCCGUGAUGGAGCAUUCGAGGGACAAGGCCCGGGACCAGAUGCAGCUGUGGAAGGACGCGCGCAAGGGCGCGCCCCCUGAUGUCCUGACGACGGGCGCGGGGAACCCCAUUUCGGACAAGCUGAAUGUUCAGACGGCGGGCCCUCGUGGGCCUCUGCUGGUGCAGGACACCGUGUUCACGGACGAGAUGGCGCACUUUGACCGCGAACGCAUUCCCGAGCGCGUGGUGCACGCCAAGGGUGCAGGUGCAUUUGGCUUCUUUGAGGUAACGCAUGAUAUCACCAACUUCUGCAAGGCCAAGGUGUUUGAGCACGUUGGCAAGCGCACACCCAUAGCUGUGCGCUUCUCCACCGUCGGUGGGGAGUCUGGCUCUGCGGAUACCGUGCGGGAUCCACGCGGGUUUCCUGUGAAGUUCUACACGGAGGACGGGAACUGGGACCUCGUUGGGAACAACGUGCCAAUCUUUUUCAUCCGCGACCCGAUACUGUUCCCAUCUUUCAUCCACACCCAGAAGAGGAACCCCCAGACCCACCUGAAGGACCCAGACAUGUUCUGGGACUUCUUCUCUCUCCGCCCCGAGUCCCUGCACCACAUGUGCAUCCUGUUCAGCGACCGCGGGAUCCCCGACGGCUACAGACACAUGAACGGCUACGGCUCCCACACCUUCAAGAUGGUGAAUGCUGCCGGUGAGGCCGUCUACUGCAAGUUCCACUACAAGACUGACCAAGGAAUCCGUAACAUACCGGUGGAGGUGGCCGAGCGGUUGUCUGGUACUGACCCCGACUACAGCAUCCGUGAUCUCUACCGGGCGAUCGCCGAUGGCAACUUCCCCACGUGGACGCUCUAUGUGCAGAUCAUGACCUUUGCGCAGGCCGAGGUCCAUCGCUGGAACCCAUUUGACCUCACCAAGGUGUGGCCGCACGGGGAGUUCCCCCUGAUCCCGGUGGGUCGCCUGGAGCUCAACCGCAACCCCACCGACUACUUUGCUGAAGUCGAGCAGAUUGCAUUUGACCCGUCCAACAUGCCUCCGGGCAUCGAGCCCAGCCCAGACAAGAUGCUGCAGGGAAGGCUGUUCUCAUACCCGGAUACGCACCGGCACCGUCUGGGUGCCAACUACCUGCACCUGCCGGUGAACUGCCCGUUCCGUGCCCGCGUCCGAAACUACCAGCGUGACGGUCCCAUGUGCAUGUUCGACAACCAGGCCGGUGCACCCAACUACUACCCAAACAGCUUCAGCGCUCCUGAGCAACAACCACACCUGCACGAGCAUAAAUUCGCCGUCAGUGCCGAUGUGCAACGCUACAACUCUGCCGACGACGACAACUACUCGCAGGUGAACACGUUUUAUGGCUCCGUGCUGAGCGAGGUUGAACGCACGCGCCUCGUGCAGAACAUCGCUGGCAAUCUCAAGGAGGCUCAGAAGUUCAUCCAGGAGCGCAUGGUGAAGCAGCUGACCCUGGCACAUUCGGAGCUGGGCGCCCGCGUCAAGGCCCUGCUGAACCAGCACAACGCUCGCUCCUCCUCGAAUGCGGUGCACACGUACACCCAGCACGGCUCUGAUGAGAAGGCCAACCUGUGAGCGGUCUGCACUUCCUGGUACCCCGCAAGGCCCCACCAGGGCCUCCGCUCGGGCCAAGGUGACCACAGGAAGUAGCUCUUGGCACAUAAACAAAUCGUACCAAUCGAGCUUUCAAGUUGUGACUGAGAUUUACUUUUCUCAAAUCAAUUUCGAUUGAUGUGGCCUUCAAACUAUUUUUUUGGCCAGAAUGUAGAUUCCAUAUCGCUUCCGUCCACAUGAGGAGAGCUAGGAAGAGUUGCUGUAGAUUUUUGCUAUGAUUACUGUGAUGAGGAAAAGACUGACUCGUGAAGAAUCAUAAAAACCUCGGCCUUCAAGGCCUCGUGCUGCCACUGCAUGUUCUUAGCCUAGGAAAGGGCAGCUUUGUUCAUUACCAGUUUGACAAAGAGAUGCCACAUGCAUAAUCUAAAUUUGCACUGCAAUGCAGAGUUAGAAUUGAACUUAUCUUUUGAGGUGGCAUGAGAAUAAAAAUUUCACGUGAAAUUUGUCCAUAGCCUGUUCUUGAUGUGUUUCUCAUUAACAAUAACACCAAAGGGCAACACAUGUCAGACGGCAGCCUCGACUAGAGGGUACUGCAUGUUGCUGCCAUCCUUCCAAUAUGCCUUUCAUGUAUGAUCAUGUUAACAAACUAAUUGUGUGCAUUAUGAUAACCGAUUUUGAUGGUCAUCUGUUUGUACUUUAAAAAAACAAUUAAACUGAUUUAUGAAACUGCA
Lethenteron reissneri (Far Eastern brook lamprey) is the source of this 2480-nucleotide messenger RNA. RefSeq names its product catalase (gene CAT). Gene Ontology annotation, molecular function: catalase activity; heme binding. Lineage: Eukaryota; Metazoa; Chordata; Hyperoartia; Petromyzontiformes; Petromyzontidae. Gene Ontology annotation, biological process: hydrogen peroxide catabolic process; response to hydrogen peroxide. Gene Ontology annotation, cellular component: mitochondrion; peroxisome; cytoplasm. The record is from RefSeq and is a predicted model, not a curated record.